AUGCAGCCACGCCCCUCCGCCGACCAGGAUCUCGAAAAGGCCAUCAAACUCAGCAAGCAGGCCGAGCUGGACCGGCUGCGAGGGGAGGGUGUGGACAGGCAGCGCGGGCGGGAGGAGGAGGGGUCAAGACUGAGUGCGCGGGAGGUGCUGUUGAGCAGAGUGUCGCGAGAGUGGGCGCUGCAGCAGCAGGCUGCGGAGGAGGAGCAGGGGGUGAAGCAGUGCAGCAGGCUGUCGGGGCUGGCGCAGAAGCCCACUUACCUGGACCUGUUCCGGUACGCAGGCACGGAAGAGAAGGUGCUGAUGGGAGUGGGGGCGGCUGCCGCAGUGGCCAACGGGGCCGCCAUCCCCCUGCUCGGGCUGCUCACCGGGUCGGUAAUCAACGCCUUCGCCGAGGACAACAUCAUCGAGGCCGUCCGCCCCAGCAUGAUCUACUUCAUCGUGGUGGGGAUCUCGACGUUCCUGCUGUCCAUGGUGCAGAACUCUUGCUGGGCCAUUUCGGGGGAGCGGCAGGCCCACCGCAUCCGGAUCCACUACGUGCAGUCCCUCUUCCGGCAGGAGAUGGGCUGGUUCGAGCUGGAGAAGAGCGAGGAGUUCUCAAGCAGGCUGUCCUCGCAGGUGAACGUUAUCCAGAAAUCCAUUUCGGACCAGGUCUCGGGGCUCAUCAUGAACUGUUCGAAAAUCGGGUUUUCCAUCAUCGUGGCCUUCGUCCGCGGCUGGCAGCUCGCCUUCGUCUCCCUCCUCGCCGUGCCCAUCGUCACCGUCUCGGGCUACUACUUCGGCAAGCUGGUGCGCGAAGGUGCCAAGGCCAGCAAGGAGGUCUAUGCUGAGGCCGGUGGCAAGGCCGAGGAGGUGGUCUCUGCCAUCGGCACGGUAAAGUCUCUCUGCGGCGAGGAGCACGAGUACCGGCGCUACAUGCAGAAGGCGGAACAGGCCCAGGGCGAUUCCAUCCGGCUAGGCUGGAAGGCCGGGCUGACCAUCGCGAUGUUCAUCGCGACAAUCCCAAUGUGCUCUGCACUGACAUUCUACGCGGGGAGCGUGUUCAUCCGGAUCGGGCUGUACAACGACUCGACCAACUCCGUGUACAACGUGGGUGACGUGGUGACCAUCUUCUUCGCCUCCCUCAUGUCCGGGCUCACCCUCGGCCAGGCCUUCCCCGUCAUCCGCAACAUCAGCGAGGGAGUAGAUGCCGCCGAAAGCAUCUAUGGCGUCAUCGCCCGCAUGCCCCAGCAGCGCGGCGCUGACAGCAAGAGCGAGUUCGUCUGCAAAAAGCACAUCGUCUUCGAAAAGGUGACCUUCGCCUACCCCACGCGCCCGCAGGUCAUCCUCGACAGCCUGGACCUGGAGCUGAAGGUAGGCAAGCGGAACGCGCUGGUGGGCGAGUCGGGGUCGGGCAAGAGCACGGUGACUCAGCUGCUGAUGCGACUGUACGACCCUGGCAAGGGGGAGAUAACGAUCGACGGGAGGCCCCUGUCCUAGUUCGGGCUGGGGAGCAUGCUGCGGCAAGUGGGGUAUGUGGGGCAGGAGCCCACCCUCUUCGCGACCUCUAUCCGCGAUAACAUCACCUUCGGGCUGGAGGGCAUUUCCGAAGAAGACAUUUGGGCAGCUCUCGAGCGGGCAGAGGCCAAGGACUUCGUUAUGGACCUGCCCCACCGCCUCGACACCUUCGUCGGCGGGGGCGGGUCCCAGCUCAGCGGGGGGCAGAAGCAGCGCAUCGCCAUCGCUCGGGCCAUCAUCCGCGAGCCCCAGAUCUUGAUUCUGGACGAGGCCACAUCUGCACUGGACCGGCGUAACGAGCGCUUGAUCCAGCAGACCCUUGACCGGCUGGCGAUGGGGAUUACGACCAUUACCAUCGCGCACAAGCUGCAGACCGUGCGGGGGGCAGACCACAUCCUGGUCAUCAAGCAGGGAAAGGUUGCCGCCUCGGGCAGCUUUGAGCAUCUGUACCGCACCAACGCCUGGUUCCGCGAGUGCUAUCAGCAGCAGACCACCCAGACUGACUCCGAAGAGCCAGCCCCCAGCCGGGAGGAGAGGGCCGGUGGGGCAGGACUGAUCGACUUCAUGUGGCGGCUGGCCAGCUACAGCCAGGAGGACUGGUUGCUGAUGGGGGUGGGGUUCCUGACGGCGGUGGCGAACGGGACGCUGCUGCCACUGUUCGCCCUGUUCCUGGGGGAGAUGAUCGGGCAGCUCCUGCUGGCGGAAUCCAGCUCGAGCCAGCGGGCACUGUAUUUCUUUAUAAUCGGGCUGGCGAUCCUGCUCUGCAACUUCAUCCAGUACGGGCUGUUCAACCACCUGUCCGAGAAGGUGACCCUCAAGCUGCGCUCGGACAUCUUUCUCAAGCUCAUGCGCCUCCCAAUGGAGUUCUACAUGGACCCCCGCAACACCGUCGGAAGGCUGAGCCUGGUCUCGCUGGGGCUGGUGCCCCUCAUGAUCCUGGCCUCCCUCAUCGCGCUCAAGGUCAUGUCCCAGCUCAACGAGCGGGUCGAGGAGUUCUACCGCAACUCGUCGGGGCUGCUCUCCGAGUACAUCAUGGCGAUCAAGACGGUCAAGGCGAUGGGGCGUGAGGCCUUCGUGGCGGCCCAGUACCGGGCUGCCAUCCAGGAGCCCAUGAAGCUCACUACCACCAAGGGCCUCUACGGCGGUAUGUUCUACGGGAUCUCCCAGUUGCUGUUCUUCGUGGUCAUUGGAGUCAUCUUCCUGAUCAGCGCGGUCUUCCUCGACAACGACUUCAUGCCCGACAUGGCCAGCGGCCGCACCAGCGCAGGACGCAUCUUCCAGCUGCUGGACGACGAGCCAAUUGAACCCCAGGACGGGCUCGAGUUCCCUGAACAGCUAGAAAGCCUGACCUUCAACAAGGUUCACUUCACAUACCCCGGCAAAUCAAACCCGGCCCUCAGCGGAGUGUCCUUUGAAAUGGGGCAGGGUGACAAACUGGCACUAGUGGGCCCCUCCGGCAGCGGCAAGAGCACGAUCCUCCAGCUGAUCCUGCGCAUGUACGACAGCUCGCGCGGCUCGAUCCUGGUCAACGGUUCCCCAGUAGGCAAGCUCAGCAGGCUGUCGCUGCGGAGGAAGGUGGGGGUCAUUUCUCAGGAGCCGGUGCUGUUCAACGGCACUCUACGAGAAAACAUUAUCUAUAACACUGGUAGACGAAGACCUUACCAGCGGGUCAAACGCCAGGCCCGAGUCGAUUUCAUCGACGAUGACGGCGACGUCGGCCUCAAGGGCGGACUGCUUUCCGGCGGACAGAAGCAGCGCGUCGCCAUCGCCAGGGCCAUUCUGCGCAACCCCCUGCUCCUCAUCCUUGACGAAGCCACGUCCGCCCUCGACUCAGAGAGCGAAGCCAUCGUGCAGGAGGCAAUCGCUGAGCUGGCUAAGGGGAUAACGAGUGUGUCGGUGGCGCACCGGUUGUCGACGAUCCGUGACAGUUCCGAGAUCCUGGUGCUCAAGCAGGGGCUAGUGGUCUAGCGGGGGCAGUACAAAUAG
Molecule: messenger RNA, 3480 nt
Organism: Hippocampus zosterae (dwarf seahorse)
Lineage: Eukaryota; Metazoa; Chordata; Actinopteri; Syngnathiformes; Syngnathidae
Product: ABC transporter B family member 3-like
Biological process (GO): transmembrane transport
Cellular component (GO): membrane
Molecular function (GO): ABC-type transporter activity; ATP hydrolysis activity; ATP binding
Source: RefSeq, a predicted model, not a curated record